GUGACCGUCCCUGGCUGAAGACGGUCCCUCGGUCGCCAACAUGUCGGACGUCUCGUGGGAUGACGACGACUUCGAGCCAGUGAAGGCCGCGCCCGUGCUGCCCUCAGACAAAUGGGACGGGGAAGAUGAGGACGACGUAAAAUGUUCUGAUACAUGGGACAACUGGGAUGACGAGGAUGAAGAGAAGCCGGCCUCAACCACCACCACCACCACCGGCACCACCGCCACCACCACCACUGCACAAGCCAAGAAGAAAAAGAAGAAAAUAGGCGACAUUAUAGCUGAGAAGGAGGCUAAGCAACACGAGGAAGCAGAACGGCGGCGGAGGGAGGCAGAGGAGCGCGCCGCAGGUCAGACAGCGGCGGGGAAAUUGGCGGAGAAGUUGAGACUACAGAAGGUGCAGGAGGAUGCUGAUCUCCAACUGGCGUCCGAGCUGGUGGGGACUGGUGGCGGAGGUGGUGGUGGUGGUGAAGAUGACCCGAGACUGCUGGAAGUUGUCGACCUGAACACCACGGAGGGUCUGUCCUUGCUGCGGCGCGUGGUGGUGUCCAAGGUGAGGGCUACGGACAGGCUGGAGAAGCGGCCGGCCUUUGUCACCUUUGUGGAGGACAUCACGCGGGACCUCUGCCAGAACUUGGAGAUGGAUGAGGUGAAGCGGGUGACAGCCGUCCUGAACACACUGUACAACGAAAAGAUGCGCGCCAGCAAGCCCAAGAAUAAGAAGAAGCAGACGGGCAAGGCCAAGCUAAACGUGGGCUCGGGGGCGAUUGCGGACGACUACAGCAAUGACUUCGGGGCUGAAUAUGAAGACUUUAUAUAGUGCAGAGUGAUUCUAGUGGCUGUUUAUUGUUUGCAAGCCUUCCUUAGCCUAAUACGCCUCCUCAUACUCUUCCUCUUCCUCAUACUUUUCCUCCUCCUUGUUCCUCUCCUUGAUCAUCUUUGUUCUUCCAUUAUCAUUGUCUCAUUUUUCUCCUCUUCAUCUCUCUCUCCUUAUCUUCAUCUCUUUGCUCAUGGUUCCUUGUGUUCUCCCUCAUUGCUUUCUUCCUCCUCGACCUCAUCUUCUUUAUUGUGAUUCAUAUUAUUAUUAUCAUUAUUAUUAUUGUGGUUAUGAUUCCUUUUUCUUUUUCAUGAGGUUAUUAUUAUUAUUAUCAUUAUUAUUAUUAUUAUUUUUAUUUGGUUUUCUUCUCUUCUUAUCUCUUGAGGAAUGGGCAGUUAUUUCCUCCUUCUUUUCUCUCCUCUUGAAUUGGGUUUUAUGGCUUUGUGCAUGGCUGCUUUUUGUAUCACCUGAGAGAGAGAGAGAGAGAGAGAGAGAGAGAGAGAGAGAGAGAGAGGACAGCUGGUUGGUAUCUUUAUUAGUUUUCUGUUUUAAUUUACUCCUUUCUCCUCUUCCUCUUAUCUCCUCCUCCUCUUAUCUCCUCCUCCUUUACCUCCUCUUUCCUCUCCCUUCCUUUCAUCUCCUGUUUCUUCCUCCAUCCUGUUUCUUUCUCUCCCUUUUCCUCUUAUCUCCUGUUUCUUCCUCCAUUCCCUUUUCCAUCCUGUUUCUUUCUCUCCCUUUUCCUCGUAUCUCCUGUUUCUUCCUCUCCCUUUUCUUCCCAUCUCCGGUUUCUUCCUCCAAUCCCUUUUUCCAUCCUGUUUCUUUCUCUCCCUUUUCCUCCAAUCCCCUGUUUCUUCCUCCAUUCCCUCUUCUUCUUUUUCCUCCUUUUCUUGUCACAAAAUUCCGGUGUGAUUGAAUUUACUCAUAAUAAAAUUGCAGCUCAGUGACUGGUAUUUAAAUUAUCUUAUUUUUUAUAUUUGAAUUAUAUAUAUAUAGACUCCUGGUGCAGUUUCUUGUAUAUUUUUGUUAUUAUUUUUCUUUAUUCUCCCUUUGUCUUCAUUUUCCACUUUUAUUUAUUUAUUAUUAUUUUUUUUUUCAAGAAUGUACUCUAUUCCACUUUUUUUUCUUCCAGUCUUUUUCUCUCGUCUUCUUCUCUAGCUUUUCUCCUUUCUUAUUUUCUUUUCUAUCUCCUACUCCUUUCUCUUACCUUGUCUUUUUUCCUCCUCCUCCUCCCUUUCUUCCUAACUGUCUCUUACUUCCAUUCUUUAUCUUAUCACCUUUCUUCCUCUCUCCUUCCUUCCUUUCUUCCUAACUUUAUCUUGCCUCCUUUCUUUCUGUCUCUCUCCUUCCUUUCUUUCUUCCUAUUCUCUUAUCCUCUAUCUUUCUGUCUUAUCCCUUUCUUCCUUUCUAGCCUCUUAUCCUAUUCCUUUCUUUCUUUCCUUUCUUUCUCUAUUUCCUUCCUUCCCUUUUUUUUUAAUCCGACAAUUCAAAUUUCUUGUUGCGUUUUUGGUGCUGCUGUCACGGCUUUUUGUUUGUCUGUCUGUGUUGGUUGCUCUGUCCAUUGGUCUGCUUGUCUGUCUGUCUGUUUUCAUACAUACAACUUGUGGCCUUAAUAAGCGAUGUGUUUCUCUCUCUCUCUCUCUCUCUCUCUCUCUCUCUCUCUCUCUCUCUCUCUCUCUCUUGGCUUUCAUCUUAAUUCUUGUUUAUUGUUCAUUUUAAUUCUCUCUUUCUCUAUCAUCUAUCUAGCUCACGGUCUCUCGCUCACACACACACACGCACACACACACACACAUGCGCUCAUAAUUACAGCAACAUUAAAAUUUAAAUCAGAAAAUGUCCUAUAAACAAUAACAGCAAAAAACAACAGUUGGUCAGAAAAAAAUAAAUAAACACUGCAAGAAAACGAUAGUAGUAUGUAUAGACCUUUUUUUUAAUCCCAAGAAGAAAAAAUACUUAUAAUAAUAAUGAUAAUAAGCAAUGACGUUCGGGAAAAAAGUGUACAAUGGUAAUAAUUUAAUCAAGCGACACACAGCUAUUUUAUGUUUACUUCUAUUAAUCUGCAUCACGACAACUAGCUGCUAUUAUCUGGUUUUACUAUUAUUAUUAUUAUUACUAUUAUUGUUAUCAUCACGCCCAUACUACUGUACUACUAAUAAAAUGCUGUGUUUGUUAAGC
Eriocheir sinensis (Chinese mitten crab) is the source of this 2989-nucleotide messenger RNA. It is a transcript of the gene eIF3j, whose product is annotated as eukaryotic translation initiation factor 3 subunit J-like. Gene Ontology annotation, cellular component: cytoplasm; eukaryotic translation initiation factor 3 complex. The record is from RefSeq and is a predicted model, not a curated record. Gene Ontology annotation, molecular function: translation initiation factor activity. The transcript has 8 exons. The coding region runs from base 41 to 820 and encodes 259 amino acids. NCBI's taxonomy places the organism in Eukaryota, Metazoa, Arthropoda, Malacostraca, Decapoda, Varunidae.